Molecule: messenger RNA, 4724 nt
Organism: Xyrichtys novacula (pearly razorfish)
Lineage: Eukaryota; Metazoa; Chordata; Actinopteri; Labriformes; Labridae
Source: the annotation of a GenBank genome assembly
CGAGGCAGGAUCAGCUCUUUUAGUUCAUGUUACCUGUUGGCAGCCACAAAGUGAACCCAAGAGUCCCACACUUGGAUGGUUUUUGUGUGUAUGUACACGUGUGAGAGUGUGUGUGUUUGUGUCUAAAGGUGAUGAAAGCAGCAGGUGAUGAGGGAGAGGGGGCAGGCCACACCCCUUAGAGACAAGAGACAGGUAAACAAGAGCAGCUCCGCUCCAUCGCAGCCACGACACGGCCACUAAUGAUCUCCACGACGUCCAGCACGGCGGAGAUGGUGACACAGGGAAAAUUCCAGAUCAACGCCGAGGAAAAUGUGCAAGGUAAAUUUCAGCUUCUUCUUCUGCUUAUGAGUGAGAAUGAAUGAGUGGAGAAGGUGAAUUAUUCUGAAUCUGAGGGGUGUGCUUUAAACUAAAGAAAUUAACUCCACAAACUAAGAGAAAAUAUGAAUAACCAACUUAAUAGUUUCUGUUAAUUUAAAACUGUUUAUACUAUCUAAAUUACAAAAGCCAUUUAGCUGGAUCAAGCAGUGGUAACUGGAUCAAGCUGUUAGUCCUCUUAUAUACAGAAUUAUUUAUGAUCCGUUAUUGUUAUCAGCUGGAACUCCUUUUUAAUUCACUUUACCUACUAGAGCUUGAAGGAGCGUGUUCAGAAAAUAAACAUUUUAACAUGCUUGUGGAACAAAAAAACACAGCAUCACUCUAUAAAGUGUUUUUGUGGUUUCGGUCCUGCAGAAUAAAAUCGUAUUAUCUCCUAACAGAUAAUGUAAUCUAUGUUACUCUGCGGAUCAAUACUUCACAGUAAAAGUAUAUUUAUGGAUAAUACAUUAAUAGUCACAACAACAUCUCAUGACUCAGGUUGAACUAUCUUGACCUCCCUCUGAGAUUAAUUAAAUCUGCUGAUACUUGAGAUGUGUGGAUGCUCUGUGAAGGCUUUACUGCCUGACUGCAUGUUUUGACUCAUCUUCAAUAAAAGGUUCAGUCCCGCUGGGUCGUAUUACUGUGUAAUCGUGUGAACUAAACGAAUACAACAAUCCCUGCUCAUGUGUGCUGCUGAACAAAGGCGCUAUGGAAAUUAUGCAAAAUACUCUCUCUCUCUCUCUGUACUACUGCAGUUUCUCUCUCUCUCUCUGUUUGCAGAUAAAAACUCAGGCAGGCUGGGAUGUUGCGGUUGGAUGUUGGUGAUUAUUUCCCUCCUCUUUAUUGCAGCGACUUUCCCCGUCACAAUAUUCAUGUGUGUUAAGGUAAAGUCCUACUUCUACAUUAUGAUUCCUCUUGCCCAAACAGACUACCUUCUGCCUCCCCUGCAAAAGCCAGUACCCUUAGCAAAAAGAAGUGUACUUAAAGUUCAUCUUAUAAAGUUCUUUUUACUUAAAGUUCAUUUCACUUAAAGUUAUACUUAAAGUUCAUUUUAUAAAGUAUACUUGAGUAGAAGUAUAUCAAGUAUACUACCGACCAUGUACUUUUGGUGUACUACAAAGUAUACUAAUUUAAUACUUCUUUUUUAGUUUAUGAAAGUACACUUGAAGCAUACUUGAAAGUAAACUUCUUGGUAUACUAUUAGUUUUCUAGUAAUGAAUUUCUAGUCUCCUUUUUAGUUUAUAAAAGUACACUCUGAAGCAUACUUGAAAGUAAACUUCUUUGUAUACUAUUACUUUACUUGUAAUUAACUUCUAGUCUCCUUUUUAGUUGAUAAAAGUACACUUCCAUUCUGAAGCAUAAUUAAAUUACCUUUUUGGUAUGCUAUUAUUUCAAUAGUAGUACAUAUUUGUAUACUUGGCUUGUCUUUUUUAGAGUAUACUCUAUAAAAGUAUACUCUUACAAAGAAAUGUGGGAGUAUUCACUGACCAAGUAUACUUAGACACAAACUUUUGUUCAAGAUAUACUUAAGUAUGUAUUUGUGCCUUGAGUUUAAGUAUUCGUUAGAUAUAUUAAGACUUUAGUAUAAUUCUUAGUACAAGCCAAGUAUACUUAACAUUAACUUUGUAAACUAAAAGCAUACUUAGUUUAAAAACAGUAUACUUGAAGUACAGUUCAGCAUACUUCUUUUCGGUAAGGGUACCCCAGUCAAAAAAGUCUGGAUGGGUAUUUGAAUUACUGCUAAACUACUCACUAUAGUGAGUUUUGAUACAUGUAUUUCACUGUCUGUCUUUACUCUCUUUGUGUCUGAAUGACUCGAACAUCCAGAUAGUGCAGGAGUAUGAGAGAGCUGUCAUUUUCAGACUUGGGCGGAUAGCAGACAGGAAACCUAAAGGCCCAGGUUAGUCGGUGGGAUUUCUUACAUGCAUUAACACAUACUGUGGUGGGACAAGACUGGUUCAUUACUGAGAUAUCCUGUUUGUUAAGUCAUGUCAAAACUGGAUCCGAUUAGACCCAUAAUGCCUGGAAACUACCCCACCCAGAAGUUUUCAAUGCAUCUAAAUAAAUGCAGUAAAGCAGGAUAUUUCUUUCCUCGCAGGCCUUUUCUUUGUCCUGCCCUGCACCGAUAACUUCGUGAAGGUUGACCUGAGAACUGUAUCCUUUGACAUCCCUCCACAAGAGGUCAUAUUUUAGCAUUUGCUCAGUUUUAAUAACAUUUUACAAUCUUCUAUGCCUCUAAAUGCUCCCAUUAUUGCUCAGUGAUGGCGUAAAAAUGCAGUUUUGCAUAUUUUGCAGAUUCUGACCAAAGACUCAGUGACAGUGUGUGUGGACGGUGUGGUGUACUUCCGUAUCCAAUGCCCCAUCUCAUCUGUGGCCAACGUGUCCAACGCUCACUCGUCCACACGCCUGCUGGCUCAGACCACUUUGAGGAACGUACUCGGCACCAAAAACCUGGCAGAGCUGCUGUCUGACAGAGAGGGGAUAUCAGUCAGUAUGCAGGUGAGGAGAAAAUUAUACAGAGGAUGGAAGAGGAGUGAUAAAGUUCUACUUGGUGAGAGUAAAAGCACUUUAAAAAAAGGAAGAAGGAAGUCAAAUAUGAAGAUUUUCCCCUCAGUAUUUGAUGUUCAAAGACUAGUUACUGUGAUGACCUGUUGUAUGAUUCAUCCAGGAUGUCAUUAGCAGUGAGAAACCUUAGAAAAUGACAAACAAGUGACAUCUAUGCUCCCAAAAACCUGCACAGACGGGCUUAAACUCCCAGGUUGAUUUUAAUUUCGGGCUGCUUUGUUGUUCUUUAGUCAUAAGGGGGAAGAAAAAUCACAAAUGUGUCAGUAAAUAUUUGUCUCAUCCAGUAUUCAUGCAUCACUCAGCUCUAUUAGAUCUACUCCCAUUGAAAAAAUAACCUGGUUUUAAUCGCUGUCAGAGAGUCUUUGAAUAAAAACCACGUCUCCUCUUUGUAAGCAGCAGUUUUAGGGGUGAUGAGUUUGAGCUGAUGUGCUUUUGUGUGACUGCAGUUUUUGUUAUCAUUCGCCCUCCUGCAGGAAUCUCUGGAUGAAGCCACCGACCCGUGGGGCAUUAAGGUGGAGCGUGUGGAGAUAAAGGACGUGAAGCUGCCCCAUCAGCUGCAGAGAGCCAUGGCAGCAGAGGCCGAGGCCAGCAGAGAGGCCAGAGCCAAGGUGGAUUAAUGAAUAUUUAAUUUACUCUAUCUUGGCACACUCCGAGGAGGUCGUGUGCAGAAAUAAUGAACGUUUAUCUGUGUUCCAGAUCAUCGCCGCUGAGGGGGAGAUGAAGGCCUCUCGCGCCCUGAAAGAAGCCUCUCUGGUUAUCGCAGAGUCGCCGUCUGCUCUGCAGCUGAGAUACCUGCAGACCCUCAACAGCAUCGCAGCUGAGAAGAACUCCACCAUCAUCUUCCCUCUGCCCAUAGACAUGAUACAGAACUUAAUGCAGAGGAAGUGAUGCAGAUAAGAGCUUUACACUAUAUUAACACUAUUAUUGCUUAUAUAGAGUAUUUUUAACCAUUUCUGUGUGUGUUUGUUGAACUGCACUCUUAGAGAAAACUUUCUAUUUUUCUAGGAGCUCUAAUAUGUCAUUUAAAGAGAGGCAAAAUACAGUAACACAUUAUAUUAAAAGAUAUAUACAAAGCAGAAGUCAGGUGUACACUUAUUUUCUCAUUAUUCUUUAAUACUUAAAUACAAAGUGCAACAUUUAGACAUUAGUGUCUCAUCACUGAUCACAAUAAUUUAACCAGCUAAGCUACAGGUGCAGUUCUGGAGGAGGACAAACAAAUAAAUUAAUCCAUGAAAUGCACUAGAGGUGUAAACAAAAAGAAAGCACAUUAUAGACAUUAUAAAGACAUGCUUUCAUAGAAACUCAUCCUGAAACACUGAGGAGGGGAAUCUUGUAAACAAUGAAUAGAAGGACAGACGUUAACGUUUACAUCCUUCUCUGACGUUGGACGUAGACUGUAAACAAAAGUAGGGGUGUCCCGAUACGAUAUUGAUAUCGGAUAUCGGUCCGAUAUCAGCAAAAUAACGAAUAUCGGAUUAUUUGGACUGCAGCUAAAAUCUCCGAUAUCAGCACUCCGUUCAUUCCAGACUCCGCUCCAGCACCUCUAUCUAGCAGCGACCUGAUCCAGCAAGCUGAGCCCACAAAAUCACAACAACAGUGUGAACUAAUGCUGCAUUCAAGUUGUACUCAGGAGUCAGGAUUUCCGAGCUCUGAGUUGGAAAUUCAUCUGGAACGCCUCCCUGAAGUUGGAUUUCCAACUCGGAAAGUCGAAAGAUUCUCGCCAACCCUGACUUGACGACAACGUCAUAAUCCAAGACGGCAGCACAGUGCAUCAACAGUAAAGAGUAACAGUGAAAGCUCUCGUA